Messenger RNA from Mangifera indica (mango), 861 nucleotides. RefSeq names its product xyloglucan endotransglucosylase/hydrolase protein 15-like. The record is from RefSeq and is a predicted model, not a curated record. NCBI's taxonomy places the organism in Eukaryota, Viridiplantae, Streptophyta, Magnoliopsida, Sapindales, Anacardiaceae. Gene Ontology annotation, biological process: cell wall biogenesis; xyloglucan metabolic process. Gene Ontology annotation, molecular function: hydrolase activity, hydrolyzing O-glycosyl compounds; xyloglucan:xyloglucosyl transferase activity. Bases 1 to 861 code for a protein of 286 amino acids. Gene Ontology annotation, cellular component: apoplast; cell wall. The transcript has 3 exons.
AUGACAACUUAUACUGCUUUUCCUGACGUUCAAAUUAUCAUUUUGCUUUUUUCUUGGGUGGGUUUGUUCAUAGUCGCCAAUUCUGCUGCUGAUAAUUUCUAUGAUGACGUUGACUUAACAUGGGGUGACCAUCGUGCUCAAAUUCUGGAUGAAGGAAAGUCUCUCUCGCUGACUCUUGACAAAGCUUCAGGCUCCGGGUUUCGGUCUAAGAGAGAAUAUCUAUUUGGAAGGAUCGACAUGGAGAUUAAGUUUGUUGCAGGAGACUCUGCUGGCACCGUUACUGCUUAUUACCUAUCUUCAGAGGGGCCAUAUCAUGACGAGAUUGACUUUGAGUUCUUGGGGAACUCAAGUGGUGAGCCAUAUAUUGUCCACACUAACGUUUACGCUCAAGGGAACGGAAACAGGGAGCAAAAGUUUUACCUCUGGUUCGACCCAACAAAAAAUUUUCACACGUAUUCUAUAAUAUGGAAUCUCCAAAGCAUCAUUUUCUUGGUUGAUAAUAUCCCCGUAAGGGAGUACAACAACGAGGAAGCCAUCGGAGUUCCCUUUCCCAGUAAGCAGCCAAUGAGGGUUUACUCCAGCCUGUGGAACGCAGACCAAUGGGCAACAAGAGGUGGUCUAGUGAAAACCAAUUGGUCCUGUGCUCCUUUCACAGCCUACUACAGGAAUUUCAAUGCCAAUGCCUGUGUUGCUUCAUGUACUGAUUGUAGUUCAAAGAUGAGUGCUCAAGGUCUUGAAGCAAACGGCCGAAGAUUGCUAAGGUGGGUGCAAAAGUACUACAUGAUUUACAACUAUUGCACAGAUUUAAAGCGAUUUCCCAAUGGUCGCCCUAGAGAAUGCCGGCGUUCAAGGUUUAUGUAA